This is a messenger RNA of Antrostomus carolinensis (chuck-will's-widow), 824 nucleotides long. Its product is annotated as bone morphogenetic protein 1. Lineage: Eukaryota; Metazoa; Chordata; Aves; Caprimulgiformes; Caprimulgidae. Gene Ontology annotation, molecular function: calcium ion binding. The transcript has 5 exons. The annotation marks the transcript as partial. The record is from RefSeq and is a predicted model, not a curated record.
ACAAGGACGAGUGCUCCAAGAACAACGGGGGCUGCCAGCACGAGUGUCUCAACUCCUUCGGCAGCUACGAGUGCCAGUGCCGCAGCGGCUUCGUGCUGCACGACAACAAGCACGACUGCAAGGAAGCUGGCUGUGACCAUAAGGUGACAUCCAUCUCUGGGACCAUCACCAGCCCCAACUGGCCCGAUAAAUACCCCAGCAAGAAGGAGUGCACCUGGGCCAUCACCACCACGCCGGGCCACCGCGUCAAGCUGGUAGGGAUGGAGGGGACACUAUGGGAUGGGCAGCACAGGGGGGAUGCCAAAGCACCAGCGCUCGGUCGCUUCUGUGGAGCCAAAGAGCCUGAACCCCUCAUCUCCUCUGGCAACAAGAUGUUCCUCAAGUUUGUCUCUGAUAACUCCGUCCAGAAGAAGGGCUUCGAGGCCACCCACACCACAGUGUGUGGUGGCCAGGUCCAUGCCGAGGUGAAGACCAAGGACUUGUAUUCACACGCACAAUUUGGGGAUAACAACUACCCGGGGGGCUCGGACUGUGAGUGGGUGAUCAUGGCUGAGGAGGGCUAUGGUGUGGAGCUCAUCUUCCAGACCUUUGAGAUCGAGGAGGAGGCUGACUGUGGUUACGACUACAUGGAGCUCUUUGAUGGCUACGAUGGGACAGCUCCACGUCUUGGUCGCUUCUGCGGGUCUGGGCCCCCCGAGGAGGUCUACUCAGCUGGAGAUUCCGUGAUGAUCCGUUUCCACUCAGAUGACACCAUCAACAAGAAGGGUUUCCACCUUCGCUACACCAGCACCAAGUUCCAGGACACGCUGCACACGAGGAAAUGA